Messenger RNA from Suricata suricatta (meerkat), 2433 nucleotides. It is a transcript of the gene SLC45A1, whose product is annotated as solute carrier family 45 member 1. Gene Ontology annotation, cellular component: membrane. Gene Ontology annotation, biological process: transmembrane transport. NCBI's taxonomy places the organism in Eukaryota, Metazoa, Chordata, Mammalia, Carnivora, Herpestidae. The transcript has 9 exons. Bases 97 to 2355 code for a protein of 752 amino acids. The record is from RefSeq and is a predicted model, not a curated record. Gene Ontology annotation, molecular function: sucrose:proton symporter activity.
GGGACCCGAGCCGCGCGCGGGCCAGGCGGGAGCCCGGCCUCGGAAAGGGAUGCCUCCUGUCUCGAGCCGCAGGCACACGCACCGGCCCCCCCUACGAUGAUCCCCCCGGCGAGCGGCACCCCUCCGGGAGAGGCUCUGCUCCCCACUUUGGCUCCUCAGGACUUCUGGAGGUCUCAGAUCUCCGGCUACACGGGGUCCGUGACCCGGCACAUCAGCCACCGAGCCAACAACUUCAAACGACACCCCAAGAGGAGGAAGUGCAUCCGUCCCUCCCCGCCCCCGCCCCCCAACACCCCAUGUCCCAUUGAGCUGGUGGACUUUGGGGACCUGCACCCCCAGAGGUCCUUCCGGGAGCUGCUCUUCAAUGGCUGCAUUCUCUUCGGCAUCGAGUUCAGCUACGCCAUGGAGACGGCGUACGUGACCCCCGUGCUCCUGCAGAUGGGCUUGCCCGACCAGCUCUACAGCCUGGUGUGGUUCAUCAGCCCCAUCCUCGGAUUCCUACUGCAGCCACUGCUGGGUGCGUGGAGUGACCGAUGUACCUCAAGGUUUGGAAGGAGACGCCCUUUCAUUCUUGUCCUGGCUAUAGGGGCGCUGCUGGGCCUCUCGCUCCUGCUCAACGGCAGGGACCUGGGCGCGGCGCUGGCCGACUCUGCCGACAGCCACCAGUGGGGCCUCCUGCUCACCGUGUGCGGGGUGGUGCUGAUGGACUUCAGCGCGGACUCGGCGGACAACCCCAGCCACGCCUACAUGAUGGACGUGUGCAGCCCCGCCGACCAGGACCGCGGCCUCAACAUCCACGCCCUCCUGGCGGGCCUCGGAGGAGGAUUCGGGUACGUGGUCGGGGGCAUCCACUGGGACAAAACCAGCUUCGGGAGAGCCCUGGGCGGGCAGCUGAGGGUCAUCUACAUCUUCACCGCUGUCACCCUGAGCGUCACCACUGUCCUCACGCUGGUCAGCAUCCCCGAGAGGCCCCUGCGGCCCCCCGGCGAGAAGAAGGCCGCCAUGAAGAGCCCCAGCCUCCCCCUGCCGCCCUCCCCGCCCCUGCUGUGCGCGGAGGGGGCCGGCGAGCCCGUCCCCUGCCCCCCGGCCACCGGCCUGGACGCCAGCUUCUCCAGCCCCAUCUCCCCGCUCAGCCCCCUGACGCCCAAGUACGGCAGCUUCGCCAGCCGCGACGGCUCCCUGACCGGCGUCAACGAGUUCGCCUCGUCCUUCGCCACCUCCAACAUCGACAGCGUGCUCAUCGACUGCUUCACCGGCGGCCACGACGGCUACCUGGCCAUCCCCGGCAGCGCCCCGCCGCAGGCCGUCAGCCUCAGCUUCCCCCGGGCCCCCGACGGCUUCUACUGCCAGGAGCGCGGCCUCGGGGACAGGCGGGAGGCGGCGCUGGCCCCCAGCCAAGAUGGGGACGUGCUGAGGGUGGGGUCCCUGGAUGCCCCCAAGGCGCGAUCUGCCGGGAUCCUGAAGAGACCCCAGACCUUGGCCAUCCCGGACGCGGCUGGAGGAGGGGGCCCUGAGAGCAGCCGGAGGAGGAACGUGACCUUCAGUCAGCAGGUGGCCAACAUCCUGCUGAACGGCGUGAAGUACGAGAGCGAGCUGGCGGGCUCCAGCCAGCCGUCGGGGCCGCCUCUGUCCAUGCGGCACCUGUGCGCCACCAUCUGCAACAUGCCCCAGGCGCUCCGCAACCUCUGCGUCAACCACUUCCUGGGGUGGCUCUCGUUUGAGGGGAUGCUGCUCUUCUACACGGACUUCAUGGGUGAGGUGGUGUUUCAGGGUGACCCCAAAGCCCCGCACACGUCGGAAGAAUAUCAGAAAUACAACAGCGGCGUCACCAUGGGCUGCUGGGGGAUGUGCAUCUACGCCUUCAGCGCUGCCUUCUACUCAGCUAUUCUGGAGAAGCUGGAAGAAUACCUCAGCAUCCGCACACUGUACUUCAUCGCCUACCUGGCCUUUGGCCUGGGGACCGGGCUCGCCACCCUGUCCAGGAACCUGUACGUGGUCCUGUCGCUCUGCGUGACCUAUGGGAUUUUAUUUUCCACGCUGUGCACCCUGCCCUACUCGCUUCUGUGUGACUACUACCAGAACAAAAAGUUUGCAGGGUCCAGUGCGGACGGCACCCGGCGGGGCAUGGGCGUGGACAUCUCCCUGCUGAGCUGCCAGUACUUCCUGGCCCAGAUCCUGGUCUCCCUGGUGCUGGGGCCCCUGACCUCGGCUGUGGGCAGCACCAGCGGGGUCAUGUACUUCUCUAGCCUGGUGUCCUUCCUGGGCUGCUUGUACUCCUCCCUGUUUGUCGUUUAUGAAAUCCCUCCCAGCGACGCCACAGAGGAGGAGCACCGGCCCCUGCUGCUCAGCGUCUGACACCCCGGAGCCCCCAGCUCUGGCCUCCAGCCUGUGGAAUGUAAAUACGCGACAAAACAAUAAAUGGCAGCAGCAAAG